Drosophila mojavensis is the source of this 1054-nucleotide messenger RNA. Its product is annotated as cuticle protein 16.5. The coding region runs from base 107 to 925 and encodes 272 amino acids. The transcript has 2 exons. The record is from RefSeq and is a predicted model, not a curated record. NCBI's taxonomy places the organism in Eukaryota, Metazoa, Arthropoda, Insecta, Diptera, Drosophilidae.
AGCGGUGUGAUUAGAAUCAUAUAAAUAUCCGGCAGAACUUAGCAAGCAGCAUCAUUUCUUCUUGGGAUUCUGCAGUUAGCUGAAGAACAAAAAGCAAGCUAGCAAAAUGAAACUGUUGUUGCUCGUUGCCUUCGUCGCUUGCGUUGCCGCGGAUGUUAGCCAUCUGCCAACCAACCAGUACCUGCCACCUGGCCGUGGCGCCGCCUCCGCACCAGUUGCCUCAUAUGCUAGCUAUGAUACUGCUGCUUCGGCUCCAGUGCAGCAGUACUCUGCCCCCGUUCAGUCCUACUCGGCUGCUGCUUCGGCUCCAGUGCAGAGCUACGCUGCUCCCGUGCAAUCCUACUCGGCUCCCGCUACCUACACCGCUGCUGCUUCGGCUCCAGUGCAGAGCUACGCUGCUCCCGUCCAAUCCUACUCGGCUCCUGCUACCUACACCGCUGCUGCUUCCGCUCCAGUAGAGUCAUACAGCGCACCCGUUCAGAACUACAACGUGGCCGCCUCUGCUCCAGUCCAGAGCUACAGCGCACCAGUUGCUGCCGAUACCUACGAGACCUCUGCCUCUGAGCCAGCACCAGCCCACAGCUUCUCCCCGGCCGAAGGCUACCGUUACAAGACCCACCGUCGCGUUGUCCUCCGUCGCCAUCGUCGUGGUGUGCCCUCCAACGAUUAUCUGCCCCCAUUCCAGGGUGCUGCCUCUGCUCCAGUCAGCGAAUACCUGCCUCCCGCAGCCUCUGCUCCCGCUCCAGUCUACACUGCAGCUGCCUCUGCCCCAGUCCAGUCCUACAGCGCACCAGCUGUCGAAUCCUAUGGCGCUGACAGCUACGACACCGCUGCCUCCGAGCCCGUCGCAGCCCACACCUUCUCCUCCACUGAUGGCUACCGCUACAAGACCCACCGUCGCGUCAUCCGUCGCCGCAGAUACUAAAUGGCAAGCUAUCGAGGCUACCCAGCAAGCGACCAAGCAAAUGUUACCUCCAGCUGAAAAGUUGAUUUUAAUGAUUUGUACGGCAAUUGCCAGGGAACAGUUUUAAUAAAGAAAUACCCUUCAAAACGA